UCCAAAAUCCCAAUUCUCGAGUCCCUGACACCAGGCCAAGGAUCUACUGGUGUACCUGACAUACCCAUAUCUCCUGCAGGUUUACCAUCUCAAAUCGACUUGGUCAUGCGCUUGAGUCUCAGCAACCCUCCCACACCGGCCUUGAGCCGCCAGAAUACUAUAUUUCUCAACAAUGCCCACCAUUAUCGUCACGGUACCCAUCCCCAUCUUUUAUCGACCAGGCACAAACCAAGGAGAUGGCCUUUGGUGUUUCGGUUCAUCAAAGGCGCCAUUCAUGCGGCAAUUCUGGUGCCAGUCUUCUUGCAUGCACUAUUCACAGCAUUCGUGGUAUGGCUGGACAAAGACGUUUUCGACACCGUCGGCCUCCCAAGUAGCAUUAUCCCAUCUUUGUCCAUCGUGGUCGGCCUUAUGCUAGUCUUCCGCAAUCAGACCUCCUACAACAGAUUUUGGGAUGGUCGAAAUGGCAUGAAUACUAUCAACACCUGCGUUCGGAACCUGGUCCGGAUCAUCGUCACGAAUGGGUACAGCCCCCGAGGCCCGCCCACGGCGGCAGAGAAGGAGGACAUCGAACGCACGGUGCGCAUCCUGAUGGCUAUCCCCUUUGCUGUCAAGAAUCACCUCCGCGCCGAAUGGGGUGCAGCCUGGGCUCUGGGCAGCGACGUCGCGGAGAAUGGCGUCACGGAUUUCAAUCCGGACUUCGCUAGCCUCCUGCCCGCUGGGCUCGAGGGCCAUGAGAAUGGCGGACUUGGACUCCCCUACCAGCUUACCUUCUUCGUGGAUCAGUUCAUCAAGCGCGGCGUUGAGCGCGCCUGGUUCCACGCCCCGGGGGCAAGUCAAAUGCAGGCGCAGUUGAACACUCUGACUGAUGCCUACGGGCGGAUGGAGACGAUCAAGCUUACUCCGAUCCCAGUGGCGCACUUGAUUCAUCAGAAACAGGUCCUGGCCCUCUUCGGCUGCGUCCUCCCCUUCGGCAUGGUCGACGACAUGGGUUGGUGGACCAUCCCGAUGGUCAGCCUGGUGAUCUUCACGUUAUACGGCAUCGAGGGCAUCGGCUCUCAGCUCGAGGACCCCUUCGGCUACGACCGCAACGACAUCAAGAUGGACGCCAUCGUGGGCGACGCCAAGACCGAGGUCGACGUCGUGCUGGAUGAAUGGCGCAAGAUGAUGGCUUUCGUCGACGCUGGGCGGUCGAGCGGUGGCGACGUCGAUGGCACCCCUCGUCCUGCUAGCGGCGAUGCGGAGGACAGAUUUGUUUUGCCCGAGCUGUUCCUGAAGAGGGAUCGGCGUUGAUUUUUCGCAGGGUGGGUGUUAGUCGGGCU
This is a messenger RNA of Aspergillus homomorphus CBS 101889, 1319 nucleotides long. RefSeq names its product bestrophin family protein. The coding region runs from base 106 to 1290 and encodes 394 amino acids. The record is from RefSeq and is a predicted model, not a curated record. The transcript has 4 exons. NCBI's taxonomy places the organism in Eukaryota, Fungi, Ascomycota, Eurotiomycetes, Eurotiales, Aspergillaceae. Gene Ontology annotation, molecular function: chloride channel activity.